Geodia barretti is the source of this 615-nucleotide messenger RNA. Lineage: Eukaryota; Metazoa; Porifera; Demospongiae; Tetractinellida; Geodiidae. The record is from the annotation of a GenBank genome assembly.
CAGUGUUCUGGAACAAACUGGUAACAAUUAGCUACUCUUGUAGCUCCCCUGACACCUGUUUUCCCUCCAAGCUCUCUGUCUCUGCAGGUCUCUAUCUAAAGCCUGUCUAAGUGGGCACUGGCAUCUCUCUCCAACCCCAGUCAGCAAUCUGGAGGAGGGUGGGAUACUCUCUGUAUAUAGCAGUCAGCCUGUCUUGUGGGGUUUUUGGCCUUCAUUUUUGACUUCAGCUGAGUAGACUUCCCCAAAAGGGUGAACUCUUCCCCACAACAAAAAAAACCUAUCACUCUCCCCCUUGCAGGGUCUGGGCUACACUUCAGACAACUCACCAUGACAUUCACCAGAGGUCUAUGCACACAGGAAACCAGUUCAAUGCGGGUUACACCUUCUCCCCCAGCUCUUCCAAACUGGUGUAUACUGCUGUAUACAAUAUACUUCUUGUGCAGCUGUGGAGGCACCCUCACCUGUCUAGGCCAGCCCCCAUUUAUAUAGGGAUACCCUGCUUGAGGUGGACACAUUAUCACAAUUCUCUUAACUCUCUCUGUGUAUUUUUCUCCAACCAAAAAUGGACAUUUUAUUUAGGAGACAACUAUCCUAUGAUAUAACUUCCUGAAAAGU